Labeo rohita (rohu) is the source of this 3539-nucleotide messenger RNA. It is a transcript of the gene tnmd, whose product is annotated as tenomodulin. The transcript is spliced from 7 exons. Gene Ontology annotation, biological process: negative regulation of angiogenesis; negative regulation of endothelial cell proliferation. The record is from RefSeq and is a predicted model, not a curated record. NCBI's taxonomy places the organism in Eukaryota, Metazoa, Chordata, Actinopteri, Cypriniformes, Cyprinidae. The coding region runs from base 93 to 998 and encodes 301 amino acids.
CAAAUUACCAGUGGAAAGAAAGUUCCCAGUGAGAGGAACAUCUGGGUGAAAGAAGGUUUCAAGAGUAGAUUAUCUUCGCUCCAGCUGCAGUUAUGGAGAGUAACCCUUACUUCAGCAGUCAACAAGUGCUUUGCAAAGAUGUUGAGAUGGGGAAAGAGAAGGAAAGAAAGGCCAGGUAUCGUGCCUACCAGUGUGCCGCCAUCAUUCUGAGUGUGGUAUUCCUGGUAUUGGCCCUAUGUAUCUUCAGCUUGAGAUAUAUAUGGAGCCCAAGCCCUGGGAAGGUAUAUGAUCAUCAGUAUAAAGCUGUACUGGAUGGAAUGGAGACUGAGAGCAUGAUGGAAAUCUAUCCAGCUCAACGCAUCGAGAUUUUCAGAAUGGGAAACGGCACUGAUGAGGUCCUGGAGGUGCAUGACUUCAAAAAUGGCAUCACGGGCAUUCGUUUUGCCAAGCACCAGAGAUGCUACGUCAGGGCUCAAACCAAGGAGCUGCCCAAGCUGGACUCAAAGAUGAUCGAUGCUGAGGUGAGUGAGACUGAUGAAGUGGAUAUGCAGAUGGUGGACUCUCAGACAUGGAUCCUUGCUGAAGAGCCAAUCUCCAACAAAACAUUCCUGUUGAAUUCCAAGAUCUGGGAGAUUUGCCAAGAUCUGCCCAUCCACUGGAUCCACCCAUCUCCUCUCAGAGACGCUGAGUUCCAUGAUGUAGAGGAUGUGGAGGAGACCCCAGAGCUGGAGGCGAGAGGUCCACGUCAGGCCCGGGACGUCAUGGACCAGUUACCAGUAAACGACUAUAGAGAAGUCGGGCUGGAGCUGGACAACAGCCUAGAUGAGCAGGGCUACUGCUGCCAGUAUUGUCGUCGGGGGUACCGUUACUGUCGGCGAUACCACGAGCCCCUGGGCGGCUUUUGGCCGUAUCCCUACUAUUACCAGGGAGGACGGGUCAUCUGUCAGAUUGUCAUGCCCUGCAACUGGUGGAUAGCAAGAAUGCUGGGACGAAUUUAAAGAUACCGGAGGGAACCGGUGGUGCUAUGCUGCUCAGGGGUAUGCGUAGACCAGCUUCAUUUGUACAACAUGUCCCAUACACGCUUAGCUUUUUUCCAUUCUUUGUGUAAAAAAAAUCUGUUAAAAUAAGGCAAAACAUUAGCUCAUCCUUGGUGACUGGGUCACUGUCAUAAUUGUCUUUUUUAUAUUAUGUAUGGGUAGUUGAUGGAUAACAAUCAAUGUUUGUUUACUAAUUUUUUAACAGCAUGUUAGCAUGGGGGUUAUUUACAUGACAAACACAAGGUCAGCAUCACAAUCCAUAAAAUUUUAAGUUAUUAUAUAAAACAGUUGAACUUGACAGCUAAAAAUCUAAAAGUUGUGGUCGUAAGUUUACAUACCUUACAUAUCUUGCAGAAUCUGUUAAUUAUUUUACCAAAAUAAGAGGGAUCACACAAAAUGCAUGUAAUUUUUUUAUUUAGUACUGAUCUUUUAUUAACAUAAAAGAAGUUUACAUAUAGUCCACAGGAGAAAAUAAUAGUUGGAUUUUUAUAAAAAUGACCCCAUUCAACACUUGAUUCUGUUUAGUGAUAGUUGUUCACGAGGCACCUUGUUUGUUCUGAACAGUUCUUAAGAAAAAUCCUUCAGGUCCUACAUUCUUUGUUUUUUCAGCAUUUUUGUGUAUCUGAACCCUUUCCAAGAAUGAUUUUUAGAUCCAUCUUUUCACACUGAGGACAACUGAGGGACUCAGGAGAAAUGAUGCAUUAGGAGUCAGGGGGUGUAAAUUUUUGAAAAGAAUGAAGAUGAGUACAUUUUUCUUAUUUUGCUUAAAUAUCAUUUUUUUUUUCAUUUAGUACUGCCCUUCAGAAGCUACAGAAGAUACUUACUUUUUCCCAGACGACAAUGAAUUUACCAUGAAUUCCAAAAGUUUUCACCCCCUUUCGGCUCUUAAUGCAUUGGGUUUCCUUCUGAAGCGUCAGUGAGUAUUUGAACUUUCUGUAGUAGUUGCAUACGAGUCCCUCCGUUGUCCUCAGUGUGAAAAGAUGGAUCUCAAAAUCAUAGUCAUUGUUGGAGAGGGUUCAAAUACACAAAAAUGCUGAAAAACCAAAGAUUAUUCAGAUAACAACACAGUAUUAAGAAUCAAACGUAAAUGUUUGAACAGGGUCAUUUUAAUAAAUUCAACUAUUAUUUUCUCUUGUGGACUACAUGUGAAAAUCUUAUUCAAGUCAGUAUUAAAUAAAAUAAUCACAUGUAUGAUCCCUCUUUUUUUGGUAAAAUAAUUGACAUUUUGCAGAUUCUGUAAACUUUUGACCUCAACUGUACAUUCAAGUGAUACAUUGCAAAAUAUUCCACUUAAACAAAUAAAUUAUUUUCUGUUAGUAUUAUAAAAAUGUCAGUCCAAAGAAAUUUGACAUGAGAUACGUAAAGGAGGAGCUAUCAGUAGAAACCCAUGUUUAAGUCUUGAGUGACCCAGUCGGCACCUAGUGUAGACAACUUGGUCAUGUCCUGAUUUGACAUUAUGGAAGACAUUUCUUUUUAAACUAGGGUUUAUUUCAUAUAAUGUAUUAUUUUUACAUAUGCCCCAUUCUUUCUGCCAAUAACAAUCAACAUCAAGAUUUUUAAAUUGCAUAUAAAUGAAGGGUUAAACUACAUAUAAAUGCAUAAGGUGCUGUUUUUCACAUUUUCACUUUUUUGCUUUCAAUACUCAUUCUCAGACUAUUUUCAACAGCAUUUUUCUUUAAUUAUUAUGCAUGUCGUUUUUAUGAGCAUAUUAAUUUUGAAACCACAUGGAAUAUUAGUCUCUCAAUUAAUAUGGUUAUAAAAACUGUUAUUAUAUAAUUAACUGUGUAAAACAGUGCUAGAUGGAAUCUCUGAAGUCACAAAGCAGGAAUCGUUUCAUGUCAACUACCCAUAUAUGUGUGAAUACAUAUAAUAUAUAUAUAUAUAUUCUUACAAACAUGGCUGCUUCUGUAAGACUUGUCCUUUUCAAUAAACAGUGUCUUUAUCUGUCCUUGACCUGCGCUGAUACUGAAACUGUUGCAUGGAAAUGGUCAGUUACUGUAGUCUACAUAUUCAAUGCAGACCUUUCAAAACAAUAGAGAACAUUAUGACUAAUACUGAUUUAAUUUGAUUUUGUUUUUUUGCUUGUGAAGUUCUGCAUGACCUAACCCUUUAUCAGGGCCCUUUUUUGUCUUGUUUAUAGUGGAUGAGAGGCAUUAUAAGGAACCACAUUACCAUAAAUACAUUUACAGUAAUUUGCAUGUUUAUAUUAUGAACUAUUGUUUGCGAUGUAUUUACGCUUAAGCAAGUCCCUCUAGAACUUUGAAAAUUAGCCUUUUUAAAAGCUGUUAUGUGAAUUUAAUGUGGUGUAGAACUGCACUGUACACAUAUCACACGGCUAUAUUUAAGUAGUGACAUUGCUAGCACCAUAAUUGCAGGUCUGGGACUGUUUCAAUCAAUUCUUUCAUCCAAGCAAAUGUGUGCUCUAUAAAUUGCAUUUACGUAAUCUAACGCUCCUUUGUGUUUUUCCAGCAACUUCCUUCUGAAUAAAGCUGGUAAAAGUUU